Messenger RNA from Herpailurus yagouaroundi (jaguarundi), 1180 nucleotides. RefSeq names its product IMP U3 small nucleolar ribonucleoprotein 3 (gene IMP3). Gene Ontology annotation, biological process: ribosomal small subunit biogenesis; rRNA processing. Gene Ontology annotation, cellular component: Mpp10 complex; small-subunit processome. Bases 100 to 654 code for a protein of 184 amino acids. The transcript has a single exon. Lineage: Eukaryota; Metazoa; Chordata; Mammalia; Carnivora; Felidae. Gene Ontology annotation, molecular function: rRNA binding; snoRNA binding. The record is from RefSeq and is a predicted model, not a curated record.
GCCCCCAGGGCGGCCUGCACUUCGGGAUCCCAAGCGGAAGCCGCGCGGCCACUGUCUGUGCUUUUAGCUUCGGGUCUUGCGGCACCGGGAGCCGCCAUCAUGGUGCGGAAGCUUAAGUUCCACGAGCAGAAGCUGCUGAAGCAGGUGGACUUCCUGAACUGGGAGGUCACUGACCACAACCUACACGAGCUGCGCGUGUUGCGGCGUUAUCGGCUGCAGCGGCGGGAGGACUACACGCGCUACAACCAGCUGAGCCGGGCUGUGCGUGAGUUGGCGCGGCGCCUGCGCGACCUACCCGAGCGCGACCCGUUUCGCGUCCGCGCCUCGGCCGCGCUGCUGGACAAGUUGUAUGCUCUCGGCCUGGUGCCCACGCGCGGCUCGCUCGAGCUCUGCGACUUCGUCACGGCCUCGUCCUUCUGCCGCCGCCGACUGCCCACCGUGCUCUUGAAGCUGCGCAUGGCGCAGCACCUCCAGGCCGCCGUGGCCUUCGUGGAACAGGGCCACGUGCGCGUGGGCCCCGACGUGGUCACUGACCCCGCCUUCCUUGUCACACGCAGCAUGGAGGACUUUGUCACCUGGGUAGACUCGUCCAAGAUCAAGCGGCACGUGCUGGAGUACAAUGAGGAGCGUGAUGACUUCGAUCUGGAGGCCUAGCCGAUCGUCCCUGCCUUUCGAGGAUGGGAAAGCUGAGACCUGAUGCUUGAGAUUCUGUGAGGGCGCUUGCCCCAAGAGUGUAUCGGCCGAGUCGUUGGUUCUUAAGAACUUUGUCCCUCAGCAGCAGGUCACGCACAGAGCCAAAGGGUACGGCCGUUUUCCAUAAACUUUUCUUGGCCCUUGGACUAUUGAUAAUUACAUUACUGAUUUAAGAGACAAUGGGAAGCGGUUUUGUGCUGCACUGCGGAAUUGUUAGAUUAUGUACCUGAAACAUUGUAGUGCGAAGGAACUUUGAGCCCCUCCCCUCCCCCUAGCUUUCCCUUUAUUAUCUUGUAGCAGGACAGUUUGGUUAAACCUGUUUAAUUCGAGUACUUGCUCUUGUUUUGUGAUUAAGCUAUGUACAGACGAUGGAGAGUCUGGUCUCAAGUUUUCAUAAAAUGGGUGAGAUUAGUAUUCAGGGACCCACCCGUGCCUAAAGGAAUGCUUUCCUAAUGCCAAUAAAUGGCCCAACUUUUGUAAGAGCAAA